This is a messenger RNA of Pseudo-nitzschia multistriata, 2405 nucleotides long. Lineage: Eukaryota; Bacillariophyta; Bacillariophyceae; Bacillariales; Bacillariaceae. The record is from the annotation of a GenBank genome assembly.
GUGGAGAACACAAACCAACAAGCCAACAAGAUAUCAAGCCAUCAAAUAGCACAGCACAGCACAGCACAGCACAGCACAGCACAGCACAGCACAGCACAGCACAACUCCGGCAUUCCCCCGAAAGAUACUCCAGCACUGCACACGAUCUCUUUUUUGACACCGACCGCCGUGAACCGCUACAAUCCUUGAAGAAACCAGUUGCGACGCAUCGCAUCCAAUUGCAUCGCAUCCAAUCGCAUCGCAUAGAAUCGAAUUGCAUCACAACAAGCAGCCACAAAACAAAGCAGAAGAACCAAUAGAAUUGUCCGUGAACAAACAAACGAACGAACGAACGAACAAACAAACGAACAAACAAACAAGCACGGCACACAUGCACAGACACGCAGACGCAGACGGCAGACAAACAACGACACAACACAUCGGAAACAAAUACAAAGCCAACGACAAAGACAAAGAAGGCUGCUGCUGGACACCCAAACCACGCAACGAGGUCACUGCUGCUGUUCGGCGUAGUGCUGCUAACACUAUCUGCCGAUUGACGAGCAUCGAUUGCCGAAAGAGAGCAAGUGUCCUGGCACGGAAGCCAACCGCAGAGCCUACAAGCACGAGUGGAAGCACGAGAACAAGCAAGACCACAAACAAUACCACUAACAAGACCACAAACAACACCACAAACAAAAGCAAAAGCACAAAGACAAAGACAAACACGAGAAUGCCCUUUCUCUCCAGGGGGGUCCUCUCCAGGGUGCUGCCGAUAAACACCAAGCCGUCCGGAGCCGAGAGCAAACCUCGGACGAACGCCGGGAAGGCAGGUGCUGCCCGGGGCAGGAGUGGAGAAGCAGCGGGCAUGGCACCGCGCAUGGCACCGGGCAAGCCAGGCAAAGGAUCGUGGUCCCUCGGCGGGAGGAGAAGAAGGAAUCACGGGAACGAGGCAAACGCAAAUGUAAGUGCAAACGCAACCACCGACCGGAAGCCGCGGCGUUUGUUCUUCCUACAAAAGGAGGAAUCCCCUGGGUCGCAAUCGAAAUCGCAAUCGAAAUCGAACCCAAACCGGAAACCGAAACCGCCGACCGGGGCUCUGGCCAGCGGGCGGUGGGGCCGAAACAGAAACGAAAACGAAGGAACCAUUUUCGAAACCAAAGCCCAAAGACCAACAGAAACAGAAACACAAACACAAACCUACACACGAAUCCAAACACCGGAACCGGACCCCCCCAUCCUGCUCCCGCCGGGGAUCCCGUCGAUCGUUUGCGUUCCGUCCAGGGGGACGGGCCCGGGGGGAACCCCCCCCUGCGGAAGCAAAAGCAACCGCAACCGCAGAAGCACCCGAACCCCUUCUUCCGCCGCGAGCGGUCCGUCUCCCGGGCCCGCCCCCCGCCACUACGGCUACGACUGCCGGCUCCUGGACGGCCCGCCCCCCCUUCCGGGGCGGGCGGGGGCCCCCGCGGACGAAAGGAGCUCCCUCGGCACGAACGACGCGGAUUCGGAUGCGGAUGCGGAUGCAGGGGCACGUGCGCCCGCCACCACCGGGGACGAGGGGGGCUUCCGGGAGGUCCUCGGACACCGGCCAAAGGGGUUCGGGUGCGGGCUCGGGCCCCCACCGCUUGAGCGGACAAUGCCGUUGCGGAAGCAGGGAGGCCGGCCGCAGCGGGCCGUGAUGUGGCACGUCCAGGGCUAGCGCGUUCUCCGCGGGCCAUCGGCAGCAACAGCAGCAGCAGCAACAUCAACAGCAGCAGCAACAACUUGUACUACCACAACAACAACAACAGCAGAAGCACCCAGAGCUGGUCGGUAUUGGCAUCCCGCCUCGAUGAGCAACACGAUGCCUUCCACGGGAAGGGGCAUUCCCGAUACGGAUGCCACCAGAAACAACGGCAACGGUUGCACCAGUAGCAUGCCAACCGCACAGGCAAUGCCAUAGACAAGCCUCGUUCCAAAUGCAAUCACCACACCAACGACAAGAACGAAAAGAGCAAGAACGAAGGAGAAAAACAUGCCACGGGAAGAACAACCGAUGCUCUUUGGAUGUGGUGUGUGCAACGAUCGAGGCAGGCCCACGGCAAUCUCUCGAUGCGCCAAUUCGACACGCGCUAUGCUGUGAGUACAGCACAUCGCUGUGGCAGUUAGUAGAUAUAUAUAUUCUUGUUUCUUAUCGUAAGUAGAAAAUCCUGUACUACUUUUAGGAUGGUGUCUACUACUAGUAAUGGUGCUCCCGGAGAAAUAAUAGUACAAUGCAUACUAUCAGAGGAGGAGAUACAGCACUCAAAAUUCAAGUAUUCAAUUACAUCUGCUAGAAGAGGACUCACUUUGAGACCCAUAACUCUGUCAAGUGACUACUUUGCUGUGAGUAGUUUGCUGGGAAUAUUUUUCUUUGACAGUUAGUAUAGUAAAUAUAUAUUCUUGUU